AUGGAGCCAUUCUCCACAGGCCAGGCCAUUGCCGGUGGUGCAUACGAAGUAGCCACUAUCAUAAAUAAGUCAAACGAGAAAUUUAGCUCUGAAGUUUGGGCAAAGCCUUUCGAGGAUCGUGUGGGGUGUGGCCCGUUUGGGGGCGGGAUGGAUGCACGUCGCGCCUAUGAGAUUUUGGAACGGUCGUUGGAAAGAAGCUUUGUGGAUGUCAGUUUCUCGUCAACGGAUAUCCUCGCGGCUGUCAAGAUCAGUCAUUCGGCGCAUCAGGCUGAUUCGCUUAUGGGACGAGAAUGGCCAGGUGCUUGGAACGCGGAGAACGUUUCUGAUUCCCAAGACAUCCGGCGGCCCAGCCGGACUGGCUGCAUGGCUGCCUGCGACGAUAUAGAUGCAGGCGCUGCUCCUCCAAUUCUCGCAUCUACUCUGCUCCAGUCUUAUCUGGACGAUGACGAAAAUGGAGCCCAAGUGACCCAGGUUGAUAGUGACUGGAAUUUGCAGCCAGACAUAGACAAGGGAAUUCCAUUCACCAAGGCAGGGAGCUCGGUGUUUGCUCCUGGUCGAGUGAUUGGGAUAUCUGGCCUACAGCCUACAGUUCCCCCGCAGCGAGACUGGAGAGAUGGAGACGCCGCAGCCGUGCGAAACUGGAUGUUCGAGCUUUCUGCGCACAUUCUCAUAACCCUAUUGACGCGGCCACAUCUAGCCCCUUCAUCUCUCGAUCCUCGAGCACAAUCGGGGACAUUUCCGCAGGCUGUCGUUAUCCAAUUCUACAGCUCACGCGCAUUCACAUCAGAAUAUCUACUGCGAUCUAUCCAGCAAAAGCUUCCGGAGCUCACGACGAACUCGACCCGAAAUAUACUCAACACCGUCAAGGUAAUCCGCGCAUUCAAUUUUGACGAAAUCCUCGAAGCCGUGUCUCAGGUCUCAGACAUCUUAUACGAAGCAAAGCACCAACAAACCACGCUUCUCCUCUUAGAAGGCUUGGAUCAAUCGCUCGCAGAGAUCCAGCGCAACUCCAGCAUCCUCGCCGCACAGGCGAAACUCAUCCCACUCCUCCGCACGUUAACCAUUCUUUCUCGAAACCACACAUCUUUUCUUACCGUGAUUGUGGUGAACCCAGUCCUUCUCCCAACAGCGCCAUUUCCACCUUCAGCUCCAGAUAUCCAAGCGAAGCAAUACCCUGGAGAACAUUCCACCCAACAAGAAUGUGUAUCGCCCCACUCCAGGCACCAUCAUCAUUCGAAUCACCAUCAAGCAGUUCACUCGAUUUUCUCACCGACGUCGCAACCGCAAUUACAAACACAAGGUCAAAGCCAAACGUACUCCUCUCCAUCCACCCAACAAGUUUCCCAGCAGACAGUAUCAUACUCCUCCUUAGCUCGUUCCUUCGAUCAAGGCUUCGAUACGCAUCUACUAGUCUCGAAAAUGGAAUCUAAAAUGAUAAUCGAAGUUGCAAAAGACCGGAUGGGCGAACAUCUAGGUAGAUGGUGUGCUUUAUGAUUUCAAAGAACCAGUGAGGGGGGCUAAUCCGCUUAUAUUUUACUCUGCCCCCUAAAAAUUAGGGUAUUAUGCAUACUCUUCAUGAAUACUGUACCAGAGUCCAUCAUCAGUUGGUAUGAUUUUCACACCUUGAUUUCAGAUCUUCCGUCCGAUAAUCCCGUCUUCCCCACAAGAAAAUAUUUUUGAGUAUCUGCCAAAGAAUGCCAGAAACAGAUGAAGGGUAUUAUUUUCCAGA
Messenger RNA from Coccidioides immitis RS, 1729 nucleotides. RefSeq lists its product as uncharacterized. The transcript has 3 exons. The record is from RefSeq and is a predicted model, not a curated record. Bases 1 to 1494 code for a protein of 497 amino acids. NCBI's taxonomy places the organism in Eukaryota, Fungi, Ascomycota, Eurotiomycetes, Onygenales, Onygenaceae.